This is a messenger RNA of Anopheles coustani, 9073 nucleotides long. RefSeq names its product nucleoprotein TPR (gene Mgtor). Bases 626 to 7858 code for a protein of 2410 amino acids. NCBI's taxonomy places the organism in Eukaryota, Metazoa, Arthropoda, Insecta, Diptera, Culicidae. Gene Ontology annotation, cellular component: nuclear pore. The transcript has 5 exons. The record is from RefSeq and is a predicted model, not a curated record. Gene Ontology annotation, biological process: mRNA export from nucleus; protein import into nucleus. Gene Ontology annotation, molecular function: structural constituent of nuclear pore.
CCAUUUUUCGUCGGGUCGCGUUUCUAAGUUUGAAAAGACGAAAAACGCACUGAAAAGGCGUCCUUCUAUUAAGAAAUCAUUGAAAAAAACAAGUUACUUCACUCAUUAGCAGCGCGUGCGCCUUAAUUUCACGAAAACUUUGCGACUGAAAAAGGAGUGAUCGGUGGUAGCUUGGGUUUAUUGUGACAAUAGAGUUCCGGUAAUAGAAACGAAAUCUUUCAUUUUCCCGGAAAUUAGGUUGAAAUUCUCAAUAAAUACUGCUAUCGAAGUCCUGCUAAAAUAUUCGUACCUACGGAUUUGCCUAGCUUUCGUGUGUGAUGUAUAUACGUGUGUGUGAGUGUUCAUGAGCGUUUGACAUGGAAGUAAAAUAUUACCCGACACAGUAAAUUGCUAAUACGUCGAAUAGUGUAUGGACAAUAAAAUUUUGGCCAGCACCAAACUGACCGUGUAGCCCAGGAUAUACUGGGAAUCCUUUCCUUCGCCAAAUAGGAUAGACAUCAGGAUAGACACAGAUCCAUUGUUUGAAAGGCUUCAGUUGCGGCAUUCCAUCUGUCUGUCAAGUUUUUUUUUUUACAUUUUACUGUGAAACUCCUUUCUGCAAGAUCCUUCGUUUGGUACCCUAACAAUGGAGGUUGACCAAACCACCCCCGGGGUGUUGCGUUCGAUUCUAAGCACCGAAGAACUGAAAGCUAUACCCGACGCAACGGCCAAGAAGAUAGAGGAUGACUACAAGGAGAAGAUUGAUGAAUUCAUUACGGCAAAGGCGCUUUUCGAAACGCGAAAGACUGACCUGGAGAAACUAAAAAUUGAAAAUGAAAAGAAAAUCGACGAACUCACCCUGAAGGUACAAGACGAAUCGUCCAAAUACCACUUCUCCCAGCAGAGCGUCAAGGAAUUGCGCAUUGAACUGGACGAUCUGAAGCUAGAGCUUAGUAAAACCAAGGAAAGGCUCGCGCGCAACGAUGAGGAAACAGCCCGCUUCCGCCAUGAGCGCAAUGAGGCCGUCACCGAACGAAACACCUUGCUCAGUGUGGUCGAGCGAAAGACGAUCGAGGUUGAACGGUUGCAGGCGGAUGUCAUGUCGCUGGAGGCGAAACUCAAAGCGUCCCACAUCGAACAGUGCGCGGCGCUUGCCAAGCUGGAUGAAAUCAAGAGCAAGGAGCAUUCGCUCGAGCACAAGGAGAAACGUAUGGACCGGGAGAUGUCGAUGCGCGACAACCACAUCGCGAAGCUAACCCAAGACCUGGAUGCCGCAAUGCAUGAUCUGCAAAAUCUGCGUCAUCAGAAAAACAUCCAAUCGCUCACGGUCGAUACGAAGCUGGCGGAAAAAAUCGAGGAACUGAAGAUCGCGAACAAAACGAUCGCACACCUAACGGAACGGAAUAGCGAGCUCUUGUCGAAGGUGGAUGAUUUGGCAGCCAAAAACAUGCACCUAUCCAAUGAGUCGUCCACCAUGUUGGAAACAUACCAUAAGCAGAUCGACUCCCAGACGAACCUGUGCAAUCUGCUCCAGCAGGACAAAGACGAUGCGCAAAACCAGGUCAAAGAGCUGGAGUCGUAUAUCACAGAGCUGCGUCAGCUUCUGGAGGAGGCCACCAAAUCGUGCGGUGAUUGGGAAACGAAAAACAAGCAGCUCGCACAGGACCACGCGGAUGCGCUUGAGAAAAAGGAGUCCCAGAUCCGCGAAAUGCAGCAGGAGCUGAAGGUUGCGAACGAGCUGCUGCAGGCUGCAAAGGAUGAAAAUUUGGAACAUGCGAUCGAACAGCUGGCCCCAACGGCAGCCGCCACGAGCCGGAUGCUCAAGUCGGGCAUGUCGCUGACGGAAGUUUACUCGCUAUACGUGCGUACGUCGGAACUGUUGCACAAAGAGCAGAAGGAGAGUAGCAAACUGAAGAUGCAGCUUGAGCACAUUCUAAUGGAACUGGAGGAGAAGGCACCGAUGAUGGCGCGCCAGCAGACAGAAAACUUGAACCUCAAGGAAAUGAACGAGGAGCUCAUAGCGCAAGUAAACAAAAUGAUCCAAGAAGCCGGUGAGAUGCGCGAGCAGGGGUCGCGUAUGGAAAACAAAAUCCGUCACCAGGAGGGCCAGAUCGAGAAGCUGAAAAUUGAGCGAAAAGAUCUCAGUCGCCAGGUGUGCAAUUUGUUACACGAGGAGGCACUCUCUCGGGGGGUUAAUGAUGUGUCCAUCGGUGAGCUGCUGAACAUCUCGGGCAACAUCGACAUGAGCGACAUGAUCUCGAAAACGAUGGUCACGUUCAGCACAAUCGAAGAGAUGCACGAACAAUACCUGAAAUUGUUGCUGGUGGUGCGCGAUCUCAGCGAGCAGGUCGCGGAAGCUAACAAAGUACGGCACUCGAUGAGUACGGCUGUAUUCGAGACGAAGCUGGAGGCAUGCAAUCGGCGCAUCGAACAACAGCAAGAUAAGAUUGAAAAACAGGAGCAGAUGGUGGAGUAUUACAGCCAGCAGAGUAACCGAUACAAAAAAAUGUACCAUGACGCGAUGCGCAGCUACAACCAGGCGGGCCAACAAAGCAUGAACAUGAAUGGGGCGAAUUCAUUCGGUGGUGGCGACUCUACCAUGAUGAUGGACGGUGUCGAUGAUGUACCGCUCGCGAAUAGCAGCUCGGCUGGCGUUGUUGGCCAAACAGUGAACCAGACCGCAAACGCUACGCUUAUUGCCGAAAAGGAGCGUAAGAUAACGGAGCUCGACGGCAAGCUAAAGGAGCUGCAGAAGGAGAUGGGCACGCUCAAGGACGAGUACGAGACGUACCGACGGGAGAAGCUCACGAACGACAAGAUGUUGAACGAGCAGUUCGAUCAGAUGCGCGGCGAAAUUCGAGAGCUCACCUCAAAGAACGUGAAACUGAUGGGUACGAUCGAGUUCAACACCGACCAAAACCGCAUGAUGGUCAAGAACAUUGCGACAUACAAGACCCAAAUCCAGACGCUCGAGGAGCGCAACAAAAAUUACGAGACAACCAUCGCGAAGCACGAGGCAUCAAUCAUGUACCUCCAGAACGAAACGAUGAGCGCUCAGUCAAAGUUGGCGCGCGCCGAGGUUCAGCUGGAGAACCUUAAGCAGGAGUGCCACAUCCUUAAAGGUAGCGAGGCUCGACUGCAAAGUGAACGUGAAAUUUUCAACCGCGAGCGGCAAAAUCAGAACCUGCUGCUAAACAACCUCGAGAUGAUCAAAAUGAACAUGGAGCGCUCGGAGAACGAGGGUCGGUUGCGCUUGGAGUCUCGCAUGGACGAAAUGUCGCGUGAAUGCUCCGCUCUGCGGAAUCGACUGCAAGAGGAGCAAGAUCGGUUCCGGGAGCAAUCCAGCAUCCUGCAGCGCCAAGCCGACACGGCCCGGCAGCGCAUGGAGGAAGAGAUUGCCAUCGCCGAAACGGUGCAGGUGGAGUUGAAGAACGCCCGCGACGACCUGGAGAUAAAGGCGCGCAAAAUAGACGAGCUGCAGCGCAAGCUCCAGGAAACUCUGUCACCGAACGACGAAGACAAUCCCGUCACGAAGGCGAACCGGAAGGUGCGCGAACUCGAGCAGCAGCUGAACGAGCGCCAGGUGGAGCUAGAGUCAACGCUGGCCGAGCUUGCGACGUCGAAGGCGCACGUGAAGCAGUACGCGGAUCUCUCGGAAUCGGCCGAAAAGGAGCUUAAGGAUUUGCACGAUCUGUAUAGAAACUUACAGGAGGCUAGCCACGCGACGGAGGCCGAGCUGCGGAAGCGCGAACAAGAUCUGACUGCCCAGGUUAAUGAGCUCAAGACAGAGGUAUCACUGAAGCUCACCGAUGCCCAGCUAACCGCCUCGAGCGACAAGGACACGGAGCUGCAUAAGGUCCAGCUGGAACUGAAGGAUUCACUGGAGAAGCUGGCGGAGCAGAACCGCGAGAUGCGAGAGAUGCGCGAGAGGUGCAACCAGCUUAUGGAACAAGUGACCCAAGCGGAAAACAAGUAUUCGACCGAGAUGAUGCAGCACUCCGACGACAUUCGCCAGCUCACGGACAUCAAGCAAGAAAUGAAGCGUAAUCGUGCGCAGUUUAACGAGUUGAUUCAGGAACGCGAUCAGGCGAUCGAGCGACUCAAGGUGGGCGAAGAAGGUUGGUCGAACCGCGAGCAGCUACUGCGCACCGAAAUGACGCAGCUCGAGGAACGGCUAGAGAAUCUGAACUCGCAAAAUGCGGUACUGCACGAUCAGAUUCAGUGUCUCAGCACUCGGCUGUCGGUGACCGCGGCCAACGCCACCCAAUCGCCGACGGCUGGAGGAGGAGCCGAUGAUUCGAUGAGUGGCGGUGCGGACUGUUCAGUGCUAAACCGCUCGCUUACGGAAGAAGAAAAGCAGUCCGCCGAGCAGCUGCUGCUCAUCAUCAAGUAUUUGCGCAAAGAGAAGGACAUCGCCGUCGCCCGGUUUGAGCUGCUUCGGUCGGAAAAUGUGCGCAUCCAGUCGGAGCUGAUGAUGUUCCAGAAGAAGUGCAAAGAUGCGCAGGCGGAGCUGGCUGAGGCGCGGGAGAAAACGGACACAGGCAUGGUGACCGUCGUGAAGCACGAGGAGAUUCUGCGCAAGAUGGAAACGUACAACGCCAUCACCGACAGCAACCGAGUGUUACGCGAGGAGCGGGACGGGCUGGUACAGGAGCUUCGGGCACAGACGGAGCAGUUGCGGCUGGCUCAGGAAACACUAGACCCGCUAAAGGAGAAAGUCAACGAGUUGACGGUUAAGCUCGAGUCGGCCACCAAGGACAAUGCGUCGUUGCGCAUCGAAGCAACCCGUUGGCGCCAACGGGCGAAUCUGUUGAUCGAGCGCUCGAAUAAAACCAAUCCCGAUGACUGGAAGCGCAUGCAGACGGAGCGCGAGAAUCUGGCCAAGAUGCUGAUGGCCGAGAAGGAGCAGCUGAAGCAGGCGAACGACGAGCUGAGCGCUAUCAAGCAGGAUCGGGCGCGCCUCGAGACGGAGCUGGCCAACGUGACCAAGCAGCUGGAGGCUCGAGACGAGAAGAUCAAAAAGCUCGAAAUCGACCUGCAGAGAGACAUCUCCCAGGCAUCCACUAAGCUGACGGGCGAGAUCGAGUCGCUGAAGGCCGAGCUGAAGACCAAGGAUGAGCAACUGGCGGACGCGAGAAACAAGGAGCAGCAGAUUCGCAAGAUUGCCAAGCGCUACAAGGACUCGUACUUCGAACUCAAGAAGGAGGUGGACGAGAAGGAGGCAAGCGGCGGUAGUUCGGUCGAGAAAACCACAACGACGACGGUUCCAGCGGCGGCUGUUAGUGGUGCUGAAUCGGAUGUCGUAGGCGGAGCGUCGACGACGGCGGCGGAGAUGGAUGUUCUACGCAAAAAACUGGAAACGGCCGUUGAAGAAGUCGAUACGCUCCAGAAAGGGAACGAACUGCUGCGUGCCCAACUGGACAAAGCCGACCGUAGUCAGGCGCUGCUAAAUGAAGCGAAGUCUCGAAUCGACAGCAUUACGGACCAGAAUAAAGCAGCGGUUCGUGAGCUCAACGUGGCGAAGGUGCAGCUGCAACAGUUGCGCGAGGAAAACGAACUGCUGAAGAAACAGUACGAGGGGCACAUGUCCCGCUACGAGAAGGACACUGCCGAUGCGGACCGGGAGAGCAAGGAAGCAAUCGCGCGCUUGAGUCGCGAAAACGAGCAGCUGGUGAUUCGGUUGAACCAGCUCAACCGGCAGCUAGGUCUACAGCAGGCGGCCAAACCGAGCACGAGCGCGGUCGGAGCCGGAUCGUCGGAGAAGCCGGUAGGUGAAAGCGUCCGGACAGCGAACGUGAAGCCGAUGGCCGGACCAAGCAACCAGCAAUCAGCGGCCGUCACACCACGGCGUGUCAGUGAAACGCCUCUGGCCAGCAUUCGCCCAAUGGCAGUGGGCAGUCGUACGGCGGCCGUUCUGCCGACCAGCCAGAGCACCACCAAUGUCGCUAUUGUGCAGGGCUCGAGCUCGUCCUCUACAUCCUCCGCGGCGACGGCAGCGGCGGUGGCGGCGGUUGCUGCUGCUGCGUCCUCGGGUGGCGCGUCCACUACGGGAACACUUUCGACGGUGUCGGGCUCCUCGUCAACGGGGGGUACGAUAGCCGUCCAAGGGGGGGCCAACAGUGGCGUUACCGGCAGCAGUGCCACCAGUGGUAGCGUCGUCGUCUCUGGUGGACCAUCGUCCGCCGUUGGAAGUGGCAGUGGACCGAGCGCUGCAGGGUCUGUUGUGCCGGCCUCAACCUGCGGAGUCACCACAGCCCUCGUGCCUCCGCAGCAACAGGUGCAUAGCGCAACAGCGACAAGCAGCAGCAGCACCACCAGUGGUGGUAGCGGAAGCAAUCUGAACGAAUCGAUGGCCUCCUCGUCUCCGACAAGCUCUCACACCGACUACAUGCCAGCAACGAGCUCUGCCAGCGUGGCCGUGGCAGCCGUACCGCCGAUGGGCACGGCUACUACGUCUACCAAUGCGGCCGAAAGCUCGUCGUCUUCGACUUCCACGUCCCACAUGGCCGAGGGAGAGAGCGUAGCGCAGAUGGGAAGCAGCAGCAGCACUGAUCCUAGCCAGCAACAGCAAGCACAGCAGCAAGCUGUGCCACAAGCUGCGGUUGCCAUGGUGCUGCCACAGGUCGAAGGAGGCGUUAGUCAGCCGCAGCAUCAGGUUCAGCAGCAGCCCCAACACCAGCAGCAGCAGCAGCAACAUCAAGCAACCCUAGCUCAGCAGCAGCUAGCGCAACAGCAAUCUUCACAGCCACAGCAAGCACAGCAACAACAGCUCGUGCUGUCUGCCCCACAGGCGUCAUCUAGCAACACUGUUACGACCACCCAAGCCGGGCACAAGCGACUACGGGAUGUCGAAGGCGAUAGUUCAACCGAUACCGUGGGCCACCAGCAAUCAACCAGCAAACCGACACCGGCCAAAAAGCGUCUUCGGACAACCCAAGUGGCUGGCGAAGUUUUCCAGGGUGUGAGUGAAUCCGGACUAGAUGUCGAGUAUCAAGUUCCAACAUCGUCCCAGCGUGAUCAGGAGGACGAUAUAGUCGUGGUGGAUUCGGAGGAGGAUGAUGAGGAGGAUGACGAUGACGAAGAUGACGAUGAGGAGGAAGAAGAUGUUGGCAUGGCGGACGAGGGAACGGCAGAGGCCGACGAUGGUCCAUUCCAGGGCUAUGUUGUGGAGGAAUCGUACGAACAAGAAGGUUCUGGUAUGGUAGCCGCCGGUGCCGGUCCGUACGACGAGGGCGAAGGGCCCGACAUCGACGAGGACGACAACAUCGAACCAUCCGCCAAUAACGAGGUGGACGUGGACGAGGACAACGAGGCCCCGAAUGCGUGCGGAACCACCUCAACUACCUCGACGUCCACUUCGUCCUCUUCGUCUCAGUCGGUAAAACUACAGCUGCAGCAGCAGCAGCAGCAGCCAAUGGAGACGGCCGAUGCUGAAACGAGCAGUACGACCACAACCACUAACCCGGUCAGUGGAGCGACAACUGCCGCCGUCCUUCCUGGUCCUUCCUCCAUCACUACCUCGGGAUCGUCCGGCGGCGCUGUUGGUAGUCCUUCGAUUAACGACGGUCCACAGCAACCACAUAUACAGAGCACUACUGGCUCCUCCGGAGGUAGUCAAUCGUGCGGGACUCCUAUUGUACUGCCCUCCGCGGCCGCAUCCUCUUCCAGUACGGCAGAAGCAACGGCAUCGGCUGUCGCCGGUUCUUCCAACGCCGCUAUGCCAGCCGCCACGCGCCAGGUGGUGAAUCCGCUCAGUCGGCAACAGCAACAAGCCGCUCACUUGAUGCUGAUGAAUUUUGAGCACGAGAGUGCGGAUGAUCGGAUCGUGCCCAGUACACCGACGCUAUAUGUAACACGACGCACGGAUGGAUCGUCGUAAGACACAUCUCGAAGGAAAGAGAGAACGAGAAAGGCCCGCGUAUGAAGAGUCGGUGGGACAUAGUAGAGAAAGGAAAGUAGCGCGCUAAGAAGAAUCCGCGAAUGCUGUGGGUAUAAACGCCGCCUUCCCACGUGCACACACUGCGAAAGUCAAAUGCAAAGAAUAUCACGAUGGUACAUUAGGUUCCAAUAUAAUAUUUCUCUGCAGCGGAAAUACGGAAGCAGCAAGAAUCGAGUACAGGCAGAAUUUAAGGCACCCGAUGCCACACAUUUCGUUAGGCUAAUUCUAAUUCAAUUUUAGAAGAGAAAUCGCUUGCGUGUGAACCGAAGUUAAACCAUUAAUUCUUCAUUUCAGCUGGCAUUGUAGGUUUUUUUUUAAUGCAGCAGUUCGAUUUUCGACGCAAAUUAAACAAUUGUUGUCCAAAAAUCUUGCAACUUUUAGCAAACAUUAUUGUACAUAUACAAAAUAACUAUAAGAUUUUUAUUUUUCGUAUUUUACAUGGCAUUUGAACACUAUCUCAAGGUGAUGAUUUAACCAAAAGUAAUCAACGGAUGCAUUUUUUAAAAUUUGCGUUCCAUUCCUAUUGGUAUUAAUUACCCUUUGGAGAUAUAAUAUUGGUUCACGUGAUAGGAAAAAUGUAAAUUAUAUGUCACACUAAAUAUUAGCACUCAGCAUUAGUUGUUUCAAUUACUGUCCUUUUAACGUAACGUGUUUGUAUGUUUCGGUUUCGCAUAGAGCAUGCAUGUAUAGCAAUAAAAGUGGUCCAAUUUAAUUCUACUCAUUUUAAAACUUGCAUAAUUACUCGAGUAAGGUUUCUAUGUGUUAUAAAAUAAUAUGAUCGUUUAGGAUAGAUCUUUGCCGGAUACUAUAGGAAAGAUUGAGAUUAGAGGGUAAUUUUACAGUAACAAAAAAAAAGCAAAAUACUCUUCUAUCUAGAAUAUGAUAAUGAAUAAGAACGUAGACAUAGGUAGUAGCAACAUGAAAAAGCAUUUAAAAAUGAGGUCACAGAGAUUCGUUUUUAUCGAGCCUAACAAGCAUUUGCCAAUCUGUGCAUAGGUCACUGUUUUUCAGAAUACGUCGUAAAUUAAGUUUAUUCCUAUAGACUAGUAAAUUUAAACUGCGCAGAUUCGGUUCUCUUCUUUGAAGCAAGAAAUAAAAGUAAUAGAUUUAAAACCAGUACUCCAUCGAACGGCAACUGUAUCUUCUAGACUUUGA